UUCGUUUGACUUAAUAAACAAAAAAAAAUAAAAUUUUAAUAUUUCGCAGAAAAUUCUUCAAUUUAGUUUAACUUAAAUACUUUGAGAUUCUAAAAGUGGAAAUACUUCGUGAUAUUUGAGAAGAAAUCUAAUAUAAAGAUAUUAGACAGACGAAAACAAAUUUCAAUCUUAACUAGAAAAUAAAAAUGAGUAAUUCGUGGAAAAAUGAAGAAGAAGGCAAGACAAGACGUCAAAGAAGAAAUAAUUCUGAUGGCGAUUCCGAUAUAGCUCAAAAAGAUUUUAAAAAUGAACUUGAUCCAAAGGGCCAUAGACAUGCUUUAGAACAGAACAGUGUUUGCAAGGAUGAAGAUCGAAACAAGAAACUGAGAGAGGAAGAAAGAUGUAGAAGAGAACGACGACCAAGAGAUUCAAAAAAUCCUUCAUCAAAAGGUGAAAGCAGUUCCGAUUCUAAACAACGAUAAAGGCAAUGUGAUCAAGGAAUUUUAAACAAGUCAAUAUUUAAAGAAAUUGCUACAUUUUAUUAAAAGUUAUUAGAGUAAAAGUCAC
This is a messenger RNA of Chironomus riparius, 546 nucleotides long. The record is from the annotation of a GenBank genome assembly. NCBI's taxonomy places the organism in Eukaryota, Metazoa, Arthropoda, Insecta, Diptera, Chironomidae.